Ctenocephalides felis (cat flea) is the source of this 1143-nucleotide messenger RNA. RefSeq names its product two pore potassium channel protein sup-9-like. Gene Ontology annotation, molecular function: potassium ion leak channel activity. The coding region runs from base 1 to 1143 and encodes 380 amino acids. Gene Ontology annotation, biological process: stabilization of membrane potential; potassium ion transmembrane transport. Lineage: Eukaryota; Metazoa; Arthropoda; Insecta; Siphonaptera; Pulicidae. The transcript has 6 exons. Gene Ontology annotation, cellular component: membrane. The record is from RefSeq and is a predicted model, not a curated record.
AUGAAGAGGCAAAAUGUGCGUACUUUAUCUUUAGUUGUAUGCACUUUUACUUACCUUUUAAUUGGGGCUGCAGUUUUUGAUGCACUCGAAUCGGAUACGGAAAGGAGGCGUUGGGACUUUUUAAAAGAUGUGCGAGACAAAAUGAUUCACAAGUACAAUAUCACAGAAGAAGAUUAUCGUAUGAUAGAAAUUGUAAUAAUAGAAAAUAAACCGCAUAAAGCAGGACCGCAAUGGAAAUUUGCUGGGGCCUUUUAUUUUGCCACAGUAGUCUUAGCCAUGAUAGGCUAUGGUCAUUCGACACCAGUAACGAUAGGCGGAAAAGCGUUCUGUAUGGCCUAUGCGAUGGUGGGAAUUCCUUUGGGCCUGGUGAUGUUCCAAAGUAUUGGUGAACGUCUUAACAAAGUGGCUUCUGUAGUCAUCAAAAGAGCCAAACGUUAUUUAAGAUGCUCCCGAACUGAGGCUACAGAAAUGAAUCUGAUGCUUGCAACUGGUAUGUUAUCAUCAGUUAUUAUUACAACUGGAGCAGCAGUUUUUUCAAGAUAUGAAGGUUGGAGCUAUUUUGAUAGCUUUUACUACUGCUUUGUAACGUUAACCACAAUUGGCUUUGGAGAUUAUGUUGCACUUCAGAAUGACCAAGCGUUAACAAAGAAACCUGGAUAUGUUGCUCUAAGUUUGGUCUUCAUUCUCUUCGGCUUGGCAGUGGUUGCUGCGAGCAUAAAUUUGCUGGUGUUGAGAUUCAUGACCAUGAAUGCUGAAGACGGUUUGCGGGAAGACAACGAGUUACAAGCUGCUUCUCGACACGUUUUAUCAUUGGAGAGUGGUGAAUAUGUAGGAGUUAAUGGCAAAUUGCUUGCAGGUCAUCCUAGAGCUGAUGCCGAUGCAGCCCAUGUAGAUCAGGACAGUGUCUGUUCUUGCACUUGUCUCGGUGGAUCAAGUAUUACUGGUCACAGACGUCAGGAUUCCUUCUUAAAUCCUGCACCACCUCCAGCAGAUUUAAUUCCUGCUCCAGGAGUUGAUGCCAGUGAUUUACUCCUUCUGGAGUCUGCUUGUAACAUUGGAGCAGGUUCUCAGGGCGCUGAUUUUCUUAUAGAGCCACCGGAAAUAUUUACAUACGGUUUCAGGAGGAAACGUAUGUCGAUAUGA